Molecule: messenger RNA, 522 nt
Organism: Musca vetustissima
Lineage: Eukaryota; Metazoa; Arthropoda; Insecta; Diptera; Muscidae
Gene: Obp47b
Exons: 3
Molecular function (GO): odorant binding
Source: RefSeq, a predicted model, not a curated record
UUGGCAUUUGCGGCAGUUAUAGAUUGUCAACGACCGCCUCAAUUAGUGGAUCCUGCGACCUGCUGUAAAGAUGGCGGUCGAGAUGAUGUUACAGAAAAAUGUGCCCUUCGUAUGGGCAUUACUGGUCAGCCGACAGAUCCACAGCCAAGUGUUGCAACAGCUACAUGUUUAGCCCAGUGUAUUCUAACUGAAUCGAAAUAUAUGACAAAAGCUGAUAGUAUCGAUCUAAAUGUCAUACGUACAGAUUUACAAAUGAAAUUCUCAAAUGAUUCCGAAUAUGCUAAUGUAAUGUUGGAAGCGUUCCGCAAAUGUCAACCCAAUACGGAGAGAAAAUUGCAGGCAUUUAAACAACUGCCAAUGGGUCGUAGUAUUCUGCAAAGGGGUUGCAGUCCAUUUGCUGGAAUGCUGUUGGGUUGCACGUAUAUGGAAUACUUUAAAAAUUGUCCAGCUAAUCGUUGGGCAGAGAGUGCCGAAUGUUCACUGGCCAAACAAUUUGUGACGCAGUGUUCGUUAGGUGCCUAA